AUGAAGCGCGCACGAAGCAAGCAUUUGUUCUCGCGCAAGCGCAAGCAGUCUGCAGCCGGCGAACCUCACUGUCCUGCACCGGGCACUGAAGAAGUUUAUGUGAAUAGCUUUGGGACCAUCAUCACGGAGGGUUUGCGCCGCUUCGAGGAGCACUACAGGCCUCAGUGUUUGGCGGAUGGUAGUGAGUGGGCCAAGUUAGCACAUUCUUUGCGGCAGCCGCUUCCUGUUGCUUUUCGUGUGAGCAAAGAAGCCUGGAGCCAACUGGAACAUUUCCACGAGGAGUUAAAAGAUGGAUGCACCACUGCAUGGGGCCGAUUUGUGCCAGCUCCUCGGUACUUUCCAUUUUCCCGGACAAUGUCACUAGGCUGCGACGCGAAAACACUCAGACAGGAACAGAUGGAGAAUCCAAAGUCCGCAUUGUCACAGUUGGGGCAGUGGCUCACGAAAAGCUCAGCUGAAGGACGUAUUUCGCGUCAGGAGGUAGUGAGCACAGUUCCGGUUGCUGUCCUUCGCCUUGAGCCUCACCAUGUUGUGUUGGAUCUUUGUGCAGCACCUGGAUCUAAGACAUUGCAAGCUUUGGAAUUGGCUGGUGCAGUGAUUGCAAAUGAACUUAGUGCCAGCCGCGCUUGUGUCUUGGCAAGGAGGUGCACGUUGCAAGAGCGGGCUGCUUCAUUGGCGGUGGUGCAACACAAGGCUCAGACCUUCCCAGGACCCUGUGGCGACAAGACACGUGGGUUUGAUCGUAUCAUUUGUGAUGUGCCGUGCAGUGGAGAUGGCACAAUGCGGAAGCAUCCAGAGAAAUGGCGAUCAUGGAGCCCGCACUUGGGCAGAGAGCUUCACUCCCGGCAGCUUCAGAUUGCUUUGAGGGCAAUGGCUUUGCUGAAAGUUGGCGGCCUUAUGACUUACAGCACCUGCUCCUUCAACCCUUUGGAAAACGAGGCGGUGGUUGCUGCCCUCCUCCUCCGAACCGGUGCCGUGCUGGAAGUGGUCCCGGACUUGCAGGGGCUGCCCACUCGGCCUGGCCUCACCACUUGGACUGUUGAGGAACUCCAUGGCCCUGAAGGCCUCACCAAAGCACAACGCAAACGCUUUCGGCGUUCAAUGUGGCCGCCUGAUUGUGCUGAUUUGCACCUCGAACGCUGUGUGCGGUGUCUUCCUUUCCUCGCCAAUACCGGAGGCUUCUUCGUUGCACUGCUCCGAAAGGAGAAACCGUGGCCAACAGAAUGUGAGAGGAGGCCAACGCCGACUCUUCAGAGUAUUCAAGGCUCUUCUUCGCUUCAAUUCUUGGAUCAAGUCCCUCAAGAUGUUACGAGAGAUUUAGGAAUUCCCACUACUUUGGACACAGGCAGCUUAGUGCAAAGAGGGGCAAACAAGCUUUUUUAUUGCAGCGACCAUUUGGUUUCUGCAUUGCAAGAACGGGAGAAGCCUUUGUCAGUGAUUGCCGUGGGCACGUGCGCUUUUCGAUUCCAGCGUUCUUUGGGGCCACCUUCUAUUUCUAUAGGCAGACAACAGCGAAACAACUUGCGGCGAGGGAAAUGGUUUUUGACCAAAGGCGCAGACUCCAUGAAGGCAGUGAAACUUCGGAAAGAGACAAAUGCUACAGCAGCAAAGAAGAUAUUGGAGGGACACACAUGUUCAGUUUGCGGCCUGCAUCGGCAUGGCUCCCUCUUCUCCCGGAAAAUGCUCACCAGGCCUCCCUCGAAGCGGAAAUGCUCAGACUGUAUGGCGAAGCGAGCGCCAAAAAAAUGCCAGUGCUGCAGGGUCUCAGCAAGUUGA
Molecule: messenger RNA, 1776 nt
Organism: Durusdinium trenchii
Lineage: Eukaryota; Dinophyceae; Suessiales; Symbiodiniaceae
Source: the annotation of a GenBank genome assembly